Molecule: messenger RNA, 1586 nt
Organism: Xylona heveae TC161
Lineage: Eukaryota; Fungi; Ascomycota; Xylonomycetes; Xylonales; Xylonaceae
Product: serine/threonine-protein kinase pctaire-3
Exons: 5
Coding region: 188-1375 (395 amino acids)
Biological process (GO): protein phosphorylation
Cellular component (GO): cytoplasm; nucleus
Molecular function (GO): ATP binding; cyclin-dependent protein serine/threonine kinase activity
Source: RefSeq, a predicted model, not a curated record
CAAAGCUUGCGGUGGUUUGAAUAUUCUACCACGAAAAUCUAGCGUGCCAUUGUGUAUAUUGCAAAACAGGCAUCGAGAUCUGAUAAGCUGGAGACAUUGAUGUCCCCUAUGAGUAAUCAACUCUAAUCCCUGGCGUUGCUGUUCACUCGGUCAACAUCCAUUAGUCGCACCGGCAUUUGCUCCUAUCAUGUCCACUCCACCUACCUGGCGCACAAAUUUCAGCUUCACUGAUCGUUUGAGUUCAGUAAUCGAGUUGAUCUCUGUAUACCGUUCAUCCUUUCCCAACCGUGGUGUUGAAGAGUGCCAGCAGGAUGCCAAGGCACUUGAAGAGGACGCAUAUGUCCACGCUCAAUCCCUUGAAGAAUACCAUGCCUAUUGUAAGAAGAUAUUGCAGGAAGUCCAAAGCAAAGCGUCAGAUGCAGGCUCUGAUCACUCCAUCACCAACGAUGGGCUGUAUGGCGAUGAAACUGGUCCUGGGAAAACGAUUGGAGACUACCAAAAUGCCACCUUCCGUUACGAUGGGCUCUUUUCCACUAUCUAUAAAGCUCUAUCAAACGCUGGCGCUGUCGUUGCGCUCAAAGUUUGCGCUCCUGCGUCCAUGACGCCUCCCCAUGACUCAAGAAGGGAAGCACGUAUUCUUCGCGAGGUCUCACAUCCAUCCAUUAUCAAUCUGCUAGACUCUUUCACGCACAUCGGUGGCUAUUACGUCCUCGUAUUUCCUUAUGUUCCGUAUGAUCUUGAUCAUCUGCUAAGUCAAAGAUUGUUGUCGCUCUCCCAAGUCAAGUCACAUCUUCGGGGCCUCUUCCGGGCCCUUGAACAUAUUCAUUCUCUGGGCAUAAUCCAUCGAGAUAUCAAACCUUCGAACAUUCUUCUAGGAGCUCCAGAUGGGCCAGUAUUUCUGGCCGAUUUUGGGAUUGCUUGGUCUCCCCGAGAUACGGCAUCAGAGCCAAUAUCUCAGAAAAUUACUGACGUGGGAACUACAUCAUAUCGGGCUCCAGAACUUUUAUUUGGAAGCACCAAUUAUAGCCAGACACUAGAUCUCUGGGCUGCUGGGUGCGUUGCCGCAGAGGCAUGUCGCCUGGACAGUAUACCAUUGUUCGACGCGGGUGACUUGGGGAGUGAGUUGGCUCUAAUCAAAAGUAUAUUCGAAAAUCUAGGGACACCUUCUCUGGAUACAUGGCCGGAAGCAACUACGUUCCCAGACUGGGGAAAGAUGGAAUUCCAUGUAUUUCCUCCGAAACCAUGGAAUUCGAUAUUACCAAAUGUUACAGAAGGCGCAAGAGAUCUGGUGAGCGAAUUGGUUCAAUACGAGAGUGCCCAACGUUUGUCAGCACAUGAUGCAUUGAAACACCCUUUCCUAGCCAAUGACAUAUAGCAUUGCAGUAUCAUUAGUCCUAGAGUCGGACUACACAAUGUUCUUAAUGACUGAAAAACCUCGAAAGAUUGAAGUUGGCGCGUUAAUCCUGAUGACUUGAUUUAUCUCAAGGGAGUUUUCCUGCAAGAUUUCGUUUUAUUCUCUCGAUUGAAACUACACGAUACAUAUGAAAACGAAAGAGUGAGAAUCAAAAAGCGGGUCGAUCGACUUA